CGACCAAAAACAUCAAAAUGCCUCACACUUCCCUGGAACAAGAUACUAUCGUGGGUGUCAUGGCACCUCCCAAUUCUCCAUUGGGAGGUGCCAUGCCAUCCACAGACAACCUUGCUGGCUUGUCUUUGGCUGCGCUGGAGAUUGGAGAAGAGAAGAAGCCUGUGCUUGUGGUGGGAAUCUCCGGAUGCACCUCGUCUGGAAAGAGUUUGUUGGCGUCACUUUUGGCGCAGGUUUUUGGUGGUUCUGUUCUCAUGCACCAGGACUCCUACUUCCAACCUAAGGCAUUAUGCCCUUUCACCACCUUCCGAAACACCAAAGAAGACCUCCCUUUCAUGUUCAAAACCAUGACCAACAACGAAACUGGCGAAUACUUUAUCACCAGCGAUGGCUAUGCAACCACAAACUAUCAUGUCACUGGUCCAGACACCGAUUGCGACCAAGCAAUCGACUUCAUGUCAAUGCUGGGCAUGAUCACCCGCGUUAUCGGCACAGGCAUUCUCCCAGACCAAAUCGAACCUCCCGGAGACCCUGGUCUCCUUCUUGGCCACGACUCCAACCCUACUGCUGAAUUCAUCAAACACUCACACGACUUAUCGUCCUACGAAAGUCUGAUCCAAGAACUACGCAUCCACGUCUCCAAGAAAGUCAGACAUCACGCCGCCUCGAAUAUCCGAAACAACCAAUUGGGCAAAUACAUCCAGUCACCCGCUAUGAAUGGCUACGCUCAUGGCUCCAUCGACCUUGUUGAUGUCACAAAGAUGCUACCUGUGAUCUGCUUCAUCGAAGGCUUCCUCCUUUUCACCGACCCUACGAAACCUCAGACCGUCGCCCCAAUUUUCGAUUUAGACACCGAGCAACGCGCCCUCCACAUCCAAUACCAAACUAUCGCAGACCUCACUCACGAACUAGCCGUCACGGAACCCAAUGACCCCUUCUCCGUCGAGGCACGCGAGGAAAUUGAACAGGAGAUCUGGGACAAAAAUCUAGAGGCCAAGACCCGGAUGCAAGCUGUCAUGGGUCUAAAGUUGUUUCUGCCCACAGGCAAGGAGACGGCGAUGGAGAGACGUUUUGCGAGGAGCGAAUAUAGGGAUUGGCCUGAGGGAGAGAGAGCUCCGGGACAGAUGUGGAAGACGGGUGGGUAUUUUGAGAGCGUUGCUUGGAAGAACUUUCAGAGGACCCAUGGAUGGAUGGCUCGUGGAGACGUGGUCGAGGAUGAGAAGUGUGGGUUUGUGGAGGAGGAGUGCAUGGGGGUUUGUGUUAGACCGAAGCUUGAUGCUGGGAUUGAGGAGACGUUGAGGUGGGCUGUCGAGGCGGUAUUGUGUCGUUUGUGCAGAGAGGAUGUUGAGCCUGAGACUGAGAUGGAAGUUUCUGAUAUUGAGGAGAUUUGAAUAUCUUGCUGCGAUGGGGACACUCUCGAUUGGUUGGGGGAGUCUGGAGAUGCAUUUGAGUUCCUUUUCACAGGCGUUUCGGAGAAUCUGAAUGUCCAGCACAGCUCGGGACUUUCAGAAUGAACACAACAGUAAUGGCAUUGGUG
This is a messenger RNA of Mollisia scopiformis, 1534 nucleotides long. RefSeq lists its product as uncharacterized. The record is from RefSeq and is a predicted model, not a curated record. The coding region runs from base 18 to 1388 and encodes 456 amino acids. NCBI's taxonomy places the organism in Eukaryota, Fungi, Ascomycota, Leotiomycetes, Helotiales, Mollisiaceae. Gene Ontology annotation, cellular component: cytoplasm. The transcript has 2 exons.